AUGAAGGCGGGAAAACUCCCUUGGACCCCUCGGGUGUCACCAACGUGCGACUGGGCCCAUCUUCUACCGAGUGAUUUCCGGGCUGAACCCUUCGGGGUCCUUGCGGCGCGCGUGGUCCGCAAGGUUCUCAUACACAUCGCGGCGCGUAUCUUCGGAGAUGCGACUGUUGCCAUAGAACACGUCCUGGAUCCAGAUAGAGUGCUUGCGCAAGCCGCGCGCCUGGAAUCUUCGCAGCUGGCUUACCGCAGUAUCGUGGCGCUGGACGGCCUGGAACCUGUCCUGUUCAGCCUUUGCAACCGUCUGCUCUCGUUCGUGGAGGAGAAGGUCGAGCUGGAGACUGUGUUCAAUGGUCUCGUGCUUGAAGUGGCAGGACAUUUCUGCGCGCUUGACGGCAUCCUGGAUCGAGAGAUCUCCGAAGCGCCGCCAGAUAUCGUCUUUGUCCUGGACUGCCACGUCUCGCUCCUCUCGUGCUGCAUUCCGAUCACGAACGGCUUCCUUCUCCUUACUCCAGGCGACAUCGCGAUCCUUCUCAACCUGCUGACGGGCCGUCACCGCUUCAUUCUUUUCUCGGGUCGCCCGUUCCAGCUCUUCCCUGACGUCCCGAAUGCUCUUCUGGAUAUGGGCAAUUGCAUCUUCACCUCUGGUCUCGAGCAGCGUAAUGCGCGUCUUAAGCCUCCGCGCCUCCGCACCCAGACCCUCUAUCUCACGAUCUGCAACCGAUUCGCGAACGUUCUUGAGCUCGCCGGCCAGGCGUUUCAGCUGCCGCUGGGCGUCCUCACGCUGUUUCUCGGCUUCGGCAUACUGUUCCUCGGCGAGGAUUCGCGCAUGGCGGGCAAUAUCGAGCUCCUCGGCAAUGCCUCGGAUCUUAUCCAAGAGCUCGUCGCCAUUGUGCAUGGCCGCGCGAACGUGGCUUUGCAAAGCAUCUCUGAUGGCGAUAGCCUCGACGUGAAGUUCGGUGCGGAUCUGCGAGACGUGGAUCGAUGA
Molecule: messenger RNA, 984 nt
Organism: Penicillium macrosclerotiorum
Lineage: Eukaryota; Fungi; Ascomycota; Eurotiomycetes; Eurotiales; Aspergillaceae
Exons: 7
Coding region: 1-984 (327 amino acids)
Source: RefSeq, a predicted model, not a curated record